AUGGCGCUGGGCCGAGGCGGGACGGCGGCCGCGCUCCCGCUGCUGCUGCCGCGGCGGCCCGCGGGCACCGGGGCGGCGGCGGGGCUGGCGGUGCGCGGGCUCACGGGCGGAGGGGCCGCGGGAGGGCUGCGCAGGCAGCUGCGGGCGCCGCCGCCGGGCCCCGCCGUGCUGCUCGGCACCCCCGGGGCGCUGCGGGAGGCGCUGCGCCGGCGCUUCCUGGCCCUGGCGAGGCUGCGCUGGAUGGUGCUGGACGAGGCGGACACGCUGAUGGACGACUCGUUCACGGAGCUGCUGGAGGAGAUCCUGGCACACGCACCGCUGGCCUCUGGAGCCCCCAGGCCGUCCGGACCGGCGGAGGAGAGGACCCAGGUGGUGGUGGUCGGAGCCACCUUCCCUGCGGGGCUCAGCGAGACGCUGGCGAAGUUCACAGACGUGAGCAGGUUUGUCACCCUCACCACCCAGAGCCUGCACCGCCUGCCGCCUCACGUCCAGCAGAAGUUCGUCCGUCUCAAAGGCCGGGACAAGCUGCCCGAGCUGCUCCAGCUGUUAAAGGAGCACCCAUCAUCUGGCGGGGCUGUUCUCAUCUUCUGCAACAGUGCCAGCACUGUCAACUGGCUGGGCUAUAUCCUGGAUGACCACAGAAUCAGGCACCUGAGGCUGCAGGGACAGAUGUCAGCAGCUGCUAGAGCUGGCAUCUUUGCCUCUUUCCAGAGGGGUGAUGUGUCUGUCCUUGUCUGCACUGACCUUGCCUCACGGGGUCUGGACACCAGCAGCGUGCAGCUCGUGGUCAACUAUGACUUCCCAGACACCCUGCAGGACUACCUGCACCGUGUGGGGAGAGUUGGACGAGUUGGAAGCAAGGCACCUGGAGCUGUGGUUAGUUUUGUCACCCAUCGGUGGGAUGUGGACCUGGUACGGAAAAUAGAGACUGCAGCCCGGAAAAGGACAGGCCUCCCGGGAAUGGACUCCUCCAUUAAUAAACCUUCACCUAAAGGAGGCUGAUUCAAGUUGCUGGGCAGUACUAGGUGGCCUGGUAGGGACUCGCCUGAAAGUCCUUAAAGACAGAGUGACUGAGCUGCUGUUUGUAAAGUAGACUGAGAGAACUGAGAAUUGAGUUUCAGAGCUAGGUGUUCAGGUUAACUUUGUAUACUGUUCCGGAAGCUGCAGUAGUCAUUUCCAUACUCAUCACAACACACGGCUUUGCAAAAGGAAGCUAGUGAGUAACAGAAUGCUUUUGGAGAAGACUGAAGAAUGACCUCAUCAACUGAUUUGAUUUUGUUGAGACUUACAACUUAAAUUCAAAUCAGAAUGAAAGUAUGCCUGUAUGAUAUGCAGCUCUGUUACAUUUCAUUGCUGCCCAACACUAGCAGCUAAACGUUCAUUAUUAAAACUUAAAAAUUACUACUGUGGCAGGAAAAAAAAUGGAUAUAACUUUGACCUGUCAUAGAUACACGUAGAAAGACUAAAGGACAAGUGAUGUUUGAUUUUCUUGUGGUGUAGCAGUU
This is a messenger RNA of Corapipo altera (White-ruffed manakin), 1505 nucleotides long. RefSeq names its product DEAD-box helicase 28 (gene DDX28). The coding region runs from base 1 to 1002 and encodes 333 amino acids. Gene Ontology annotation, molecular function: nucleic acid binding; ATP binding. NCBI's taxonomy places the organism in Eukaryota, Metazoa, Chordata, Aves, Passeriformes, Pipridae. The transcript has 2 exons. The record is from RefSeq and is a predicted model, not a curated record.